Molecule: messenger RNA, 1915 nt
Organism: Halichondria panicea
Lineage: Eukaryota; Metazoa; Porifera; Demospongiae; Suberitida; Halichondriidae
Product: hemicentin-1-like
Exons: 5
Coding region: 108-1817 (569 amino acids)
Source: RefSeq, a predicted model, not a curated record
CAACGGUACUAUAUUACGCUCACCGGUUCGACAUUAAUUCAUUAGUGAUUUUAGACUAGACUGGAGCAAUAACUUACUAAGGCUCUAUAGAUCUAGGUUACCAUUCGAUGUAUGCAAUGCAUCAAACACGAAUUCGAAGAGCAGCUGGAUUCAUUCUCUUCAUUUGGUUUUGCCUGCAAGAACCAACUCCCUGCAGAGGUCAAGACUACCAGCUCAUUUCAACCAGACUACAAGGAAAUAACAUUAACGUUCUGCAGCUCAGUUGCAGAGUUGUAAUCGGUAGUGCUAGCCUCCAAGAUGCUAUGUUUUGGUUGAACUCCACAGUGACUGACCGUGAGCUGGAUAAUAUUGCUGAGCUUCAACCUAUGAGGAUAUCUGAUAGCUUGAGUAUUCGGAUCAAUAAAAAUUACGAAGGCCGUUAUUUAUGUGGGCCCAAUGAGAACACAGUGAGUACAGGAGUCCUGAUAGUAGCAUAUCCCGAUCCCACGUCGAUAGUAAUCCCUCCAGCAGAGCCAGAGAAAGUUGUUGCUGGUAACACUGCAACGUUAAACCCACUGGUGUGUCCUGGGAAAUUAAUUCAACAGUACUUCAUUGACUGGAAAAGAAAUGGAACUUCAGAAACCAUCGCAAAAAUCCAAGGUCCUCGGCCAAAUCCGUCAAUUUUUAAUCCUGACCCGAGGUACUCAGUGGAUAGAGACAUUUUUUCACUGACAAUUCAAUCGGUAUCGUUUCAAGACCGAGGUGUGUACUUGGGAGUUGUGGGUGUGGCUGAUCCGGAAGGGCAGGAAAUGGAGGACACACGGACAGCGAGACAAGGCGUGACACUGGAGGUGUACGUACCACCAGCUUUCAUUGAGUCACCACAAGAUCAGAUUAUCUCUUUGAUGACUGAUAGCGCAGUCACAUUUUCAUGCAUUGUCGAGGGCUACCCUAAACCAACAAUAACCUGGCAACACAACGAUGAAGAUGUCUCGACUAGUGACAAGUAUAUAUUAUACGAGGUGUCUACAAGCUCAUUUGAAACUGAAUUGUUUGUGGUAAAUAGCACUUUAAUGUUACUUAACCCUGACAACUUGGCCAGUGGAACUGUCAAGUGUAUUGCAGUUGUUUUAAUGGACAGGGAAUCACUAGUGGGCAGUGCAAAAGCUGACUUAUCUGUACUUGGGCUAGUUAAAGAUGUGACUCCAUUCAUUUCUAUCGUUCAGUCGGAUCGUGUUGUCUACACGGUGGAGCUCUAUAAGCAGAUACCAGCUGAGGUCCAGUUCUAUUUACAGUACACAGAGGGACAGUCUGGCAUGAUAACGUACAACACAACUAUUCUGAAUCGCUUCAGCCAGGCAACCACUAUUCGAUUUGAAGACACGGUAAACUAUCGACAGUUUCGAAUCGCUGUAGCUCUUGUGUCUGGGUUAACAAUAGGACCUCUCAAAGGAAGUGAAAUCAUUUAUGAUAUCUCUAAGCCUUCCGAGUUAAAUUUUCUCCUCGUGAUGUACUUGGUGCCAGCUGUAGCAAUUAUACUCGGUCUGAUAAUCGCUUCUGUAGUGGUGUGUGCAGUAUUUUGUCGAGGACCGUGCUCUUUGUGUUGCCUGAGAUACCUGCCACCUUCCGCAGCAAGGAGUGCAAUUGAAGACUACAAAAAACAUAGAAUCAAUUGUGGCUGCUGCUCCAAACAAAAUACUGCAAUUGAAAUGCGUGCUGGAGGUCCACCACUAAUGGAAAUGCGUGCUGGAGGUCCACCACCUCAACCGAGCAUUUUCUGUCUGCAAUUUCACUUCAAAGAUAAUGAAGAAGAUAUAGCUUUUUUUGAAAGGGUUUAAGUUGUGUUGUUUUUUAAGUUUCUUAGUUACUGUAUGUAAAUGUUGUUUGUUAAAUUAUUUGUAGCUUUUAAAUUAUACAGUAGACUCUCGUUAAUCUG